Molecule: messenger RNA, 568 nt
Organism: Trifolium pratense (red clover)
Lineage: Eukaryota; Viridiplantae; Streptophyta; Magnoliopsida; Fabales; Fabaceae
Exons: 3
Coding region: 72-359 (95 amino acids)
Source: RefSeq, a predicted model, not a curated record
AUAUUAUUAUUUAAACACUAAAAGGUUCUUGUUUGUUCCCAUUGUCUCACAUCUAACACUGGUUAUUCAAGAUGCAUAGAAAUUUCUUAACACUGUUUGUGCUACUGAUUAUCCUUUUGAGUUUCUCAUAUGUUCUCUCUUCCUCUGCUUCCCCUGCAACUAGAAGCCAAAAUUUGAAAGGUGAAGAUACAUCAACUAUACCUUCUAUAGCUAAGGUGGAUAACAAUCAUGGUGAGGAAGUGGUGCUAGUUGAUAAGGAGGAAGGAUUGGUAGAAAGGAGGAUGGAUUUGGAAACUCAAGACUAUGAUGGAACAGGAGCAAAUAGAGAUCAUGAGCCUAAACCCCCUAGAAGGGUUUAAUCCCUAAUUGACAAUGAAAUUAAUUAUAUGUUUAUAUGUCUGAAUAAUAUAUGUUUGCAUGUGGUUCCCUUUCCUUAUUUAAUUAUAAUCUGUUUGCUCUGUCAUGCAGCUCUGUUGCUGGUUUUCUAUUUUUAGUCACAAAUUGUCAUUGUAUGUAACCUGAGUUGUUUAUUUCAAAUAAAAAUAUUGAUAAUGUGUCUGCAACUUUA